Messenger RNA from Scylla paramamosain (green mud crab), 3864 nucleotides. RefSeq lists its product as uncharacterized. The record is from RefSeq and is a predicted model, not a curated record. Bases 142 to 3405 code for a protein of 1087 amino acids. NCBI's taxonomy places the organism in Eukaryota, Metazoa, Arthropoda, Malacostraca, Decapoda, Portunidae. The transcript has 6 exons.
GCUCAGGAGUGAUCCUGUGCCACCUAUACCAUCAAGAUCAAGAUCAAGAUGUAUGUUUGGGUAAAGAGGCUGCGCGGGAAAGCCAGUGUUCAGUGGUAAAAUUAUCACAGCAUUGUGCCCGUGAAAGAUUAGUGAUUCAUAAUGAGUGAUAUAAUGGACCCCAGCAAGCUGAAGGUGGCGGAGCUGCGAGCAGAGCUGCAGGCCCGAGGGCUGGACAGUAAAGGAAAUAAACCGGUGUUGGUGGAUCGGCUCCGGGCGGCGCUGGAAGAAGAGGCAGCUUGUGAGGAAGGGGAUGAGGUGGCUGGAGGAGAGGAAGAAGAGGAAGCGGAGGGAGAGGAAGAGCUUCAGGAAGAAGUAGCAGAACCACAAGCAGAAGUAGAGGAAGAGCAUGAUGUACCUGUUGCUGCCAAGGAACCAGAACCACAACAGGAACCUGAGGUGGCCAAGAGGAAGUCUGAGUCUCCUGUUAAGAAAACAGCAUCACCUCAGAAGGAGUCAGAGCCUUCACCUAAGAGACCUGAGCCAGAACCUUCAAGAAAGGAACCAGAACCAGUACCGGAGGUCAAGACCGAACCUGAAGACUCAGCCAAAUUGGGCUACGAAGAUGCUCCGAUGGAAGAAUUGGCUGAUAAGAGUGAUGCUGGCAAUGGGAUGGACGUGAAUGUCAAGGAGGAAGAAUUAGAGAUAAAAGAAGAAGCUGUGGAGGUGAAGCAGGAGGUCUCAGAGACUGAGGAGUCAGGAGGCACAAGUAGACGGGGAGAGAAGAGAGCCUUGUCCCGCUCCCGCUCUCCAGAGCCUGCACCAGAUGCUAAGAAACAACGUCCAGAGGUGAAGGAAGUGAGGAUUGAAGAUGAGCCCGAGUUUGACAAAACUGUAGUUGCCCUUGAUUGGUACGAAAUGGAGCCUAGCAGAUUUUACUCCCAUACCAAAGGAGGAAGGAGUGUUAUUGCACAAGAACUGCCAUAUGAGAGUGUAGAUGAGGAUUCUAGUGAUGGUGAAGUUCUCUACCAGCCAAAUGAGGAAUCCGACACCUCAGAUGAUUCAGAAUCAGAAAAUGAUGCAACCAGUGCCAAUAGGGAUGAUCCACAGCCAUCUAAAAGGGGCAGAAAAGAAAGACACAUAAUCUGGAAGAGUGUAGAGGUUGGACAAAAGAGUACGGAAGUUCCUGAGUGGAAGGGGAAAUUGCCCGACGCUACAACAAUAAAAACACCACUGGAGUAUUUCAAACAUUUCUUUGAUGACGAUCUACUGCAAAUGAUCAUUGAUGAAUCAAAUUUGUAUGCUACUCAGGAGCGAGGAAGUUCUCUAAAUCUCACAGUUGAAGAAUUAGAGCAGUUCAUUGGCACAGUAUUGUAUUCAACCAUUUUCCAUUUACCUAGAACCCGCAUGUACUGGAAGAAAUCGAGUUGGGUGCAACAAAUAGCUGAGGUGUUUUCAAGGAAUAGAUGGGAAGAGAUCAAGAAAUACAUACACUUCAAUGACAAUUCAAACAUGCCUGCACCUACAGAUGAGACAAGGGACAAGCUUUUUAACACGUUACCCGCGUUAUGGCAACACCCAAGACUCGCCCCAGCGCGGCAACCUUCACACCGCUCUCCCGCCAGUCUCAGUGAAGCUAUCGGGACGAAAACACAAAUGGAUCCCUCGUCAUUCUAUAGCAGCCGUAUUGAAGAGGAAGACAGCUCUGAUGAAGAUUUCACCAUCUCCAAUGAGAGUGACUCAAGCAGCAGUGAUUCCAGUGAAGAAAGUGAUGAAGCAGGAGACACAGAAGGUGAUGGACCGGAUGAAGCAGGAGAUACAGGUGAUGGAGCAGAUGAAACAGGAGAAGCAGAUGAUGAUGAUGAUUCUCUAUCUGCUAGUAGUCUUGCACCUGCACUUGUAUGGGGGACUGUUUCUCCCAAACAACGUUCCUAUGCCUUUACUGGUAAAGAAGAGCUGGCCAUUUUGCCUCAUGUAAACUCAGUCACUGGAAAACCAGAGCCUGUUCAUAUGUAUGAAUUAUUCAUAACUGAUGAUAUUUUGGACACAAUAGUUUCUGAGACAAAUAUAUAUGCCCAACAAAAAAUAAAUGCAACACCACUGACAAGGAGGUCAAGGCUUUGUGCAUGGAAACCCACAACAAGGAAUGAAAUUAAGAAAUUCCUUGGUAUAAUUCUAUACAUGGGAAUUAAUGGUAUGCCAGAAAUUUCUUCCUAUUGGAGUAAAAACAAGCUGUAUGCUGGCUCUUAUAUUAGCAGUGUGAUGACCAGAGAGAGGUUUGAAAUCCUUCUUAGGUGUAUACAUUUCAGGGAUAAUACUGAUGUUAAUGGCCCACCUGAUCCAAUAUUCAAAUUGAGACCCUUGGUCACUGCUAUCAGAGAUCGCUGCCGGACUGUUUACAAGCCAGGCUCCAUGUUUGUGAUUGAUGAGAGUAUGGUUCCCUUUAGGGGCAGAACUAAGAUUAGGCAUUAUCUUCCUGGUAAAACACAUAAAUAUGGCUUCAAGUUGUACAAGGUAUGCACUCCAAGUGGGUAUACAUGGAAUUUCAAGAUUCAUUCAGGCAGCCAAACAAAGCGCCAGGGACUAAACUCCACAGAAAGUCUAACAGUAGAAUUAUGUGAAGAACUAUUUGACCAAGGUGCCACUCUUUAUGCUGAUAACUACUAUUGUUCACUGCCUCUAGCAGAGUACCUAUUGGAUAAGAAAACUUACCUUUGUGGAACCAUAAAGAGCACAAGAAAGUACCUUCCCAAGGAAGUCACUGAAAGCAAACUUAGAAAGAAUGAAAUGAAAGGGCAGGAAAACAGUAAUGGAGUGAAAGUUUUCAAAUGGAGGGAUAAAAGAAAUGUUCUGACUAUCUCAACUCUGCCUGAACACAGUGAUCAAUUAGUUCCCAGCGGCAAGGUAAACAGACGUAAAGAAGAGGUUUUCAAACCAGAAAGUGUAAUGGCAUACAACAAGGCAAAAAAAGGUGUGGAUGUCUCUGACCAGUACGCAUCCUACUACAGUCCGCUGAGAAAAAGCAAAAAAUGGUACAGAAAGUUGGCCUUUGAACUGAUUACUGGACUAGUAGUUGUAAAUGCUUGGGUUCUUCAUUGCCAGUACUUCCCUAGGGCUAAGAUGAGUCAGCUGCAAUUUCGAGAGGCUUUAGUUUGUUCACUCAUUGGAGAUGAACCUGAUAACAUUAGACCUGGAAAAAGUCCUGGAGUCAUAUCAGGAAAAAGAGAUCUUCAUAAACUGACUGAGAAAGAUGGACCUAAGAGAGCUACAAGAAAAAGGUGUCGUGGCUGCUAUGAAAAAAUAUCUCUUUCUGAAGGAUUCAAGGUAGCUAGAAACAAAGCUAGAAGAGUAAGCACCUUCUGUUUUCAGUGUCAAGAUAAACCACACUUGUGUAUAACAUGCUUUGCUGAGAAGCACAGUGCAUAAAUGACAUGUCAGUAAUACUUUCUUUUCACUAUUAGGAAAACUAGUAUGUUCGGGAUGUAUGUUACUUUACCAAAUAUUAAUAUUUUGUCUUUGGAGAUUAUUGAAAGGAUUUCAAUGCUAUAAUGCUUUUUCUAUAAAUUUCAGAGAUUUGUUCAUUUACCUAAAAUGCUAAUUUCAGUAUUAAAGGAAUAAAAGCAUCCAAAGUGUAAAACAAUGAGUGAUAUUGCUCACAGGAGUUACAGCAGUCAUACUAAUCACUUAUAAUAUAGCUAAAAAUUCCUAUAAAUUUAAUUAUAUUGUCAGGAUAUGUAUUUUUCAAUUUCUCUUAUCCAGUUCUGCAUGGGAGAUUGUGUUUUUUUAAUAUUCCAUAUAAUUUUUUACAUUUUAUUUUUUAAAUGAAUUUAAUAUCGAGUUUUUGAGUCUCAACAUUUUGUAUUAAAAAUAUAUUGAAUUACAAAU